ACAUUGCAAAUAUAGAUGCAGACUGGCCACAAAUUGAAGGGUUCUAGGCUGAGGGAAGACCUAAUGGGGAAUAACAAAAAAGCUACAGAAAUGAAGGCAGAGAAGAAAAAGAAGAAACAGAAGCAUAUUAUGCCAGAAAAAGAGCAGCAGGAGCACAGACCUGAGCUGAAAAAACAAAAACUGGAGGGAAAGGAGCAGGGGGUGAAGGAGCAACAAGAGCUUACCCCAGAGGAGAAGAGGACUUUGGAAAGAAAGCUGAAGAAAGAGCGCAAGAAGAAGGAAAAGCAAUUAAUGCGAGAAGCAGGAAUUGUAGCCAAGAAGGAAGAACCGAAGAAACCAUCAGGGUCGGAGUUGGCGCUAGACUAUUUAACUAGCUGGUCUCAAAACCCAAAAGAAUGGAAGUUUCAAAAGACAAGGCAAACAUGGCUUCUUUCGCACAUGUACAAUAAAGAAAAGCUUUCAGAAAAAUAUGGCCCAGUCUUCACGCUCCAUUUUGGUUUGCAGAAGGUUGUGGUGCUGACUGGCUAUGAAGCAGUGAAAGAGGCACUUCAGAGCAAAGCUGACGAAUUUAUCGACAGGCCGCCUAUCCCAAUAUUCUCUAAAAUCCAGCACGGGAAUGGUGUUGUUUUCUCUGUUGGGGAACUGUGGAAGAUAACCCGCCGGCACAUCCUGACCAGCUUGAGGGAUUUUGGAAUGGGCAAAAAAGAGAUUGAGGAGACCAUCCUAGAGGAGCUGCAUUUCCUCAUGGAGAUGAUCAAGACCUUCAAAGGUGCACCCUUUGCCUUAAAAACAGUGGCCACUGCCCCAACAAACAUCACCUUCACCAUAUUGUUUGGGAGCAGGUUUGACUAUGCCGAUCCCAUUUUUGUCACUCUGCUGAAACUUAUAAAUGAUGUCAUGACCCUCCUGGGAUCUCCAUUCUUGCAAUUAUUCAAUGUCUACCCAUUCCUAGGAUUCCUCUUCAAACCCCACAAGAUGAUCUUGAGAAAAUGUGAAGAGGCCUGCGAGAUUCUGAGGAAAUACAUCCAAGAAAGCAAGAAAAGUAUCAACGAGAACAACUUACGGCACUACAUUGACACAAUGGUGCUCAAACAACAGGAAGAGGAAACAGACAAUGGCAAGGUCAUAUUCCAUGACGCAAACAUACUGGCCACAGUUCUGGACCUCGUCAUGGCUGGGACGGAGACCACCGCCACUACACUGCAGUGGGCCAUUCUGUUGAUGAUGAAAUACCCUGAGAUUCAACAAAAGGUCCAAGAAGAAAUCAAGAGAGUCCUCGGAUCAGAACGGCCGCCCACCUUUGAAGACAAGAAAUGGAUGCCCUUUGCCAAUGCGGUGGUCCACGAAGUGCAGAGGUUCAGCACCAUCCUGCAACACUUGCCGCGCUGCACUUCCGUUGACACGUGCUUCCGCAGUUACUUCAUCCCCAAGGGAACAAUGGUGAUCCCUUCACUCACUUCAGUGCUGUUUGACAAAACUCAGUGGGAGACUCCUGACCAGUUUAACCCCAACCACUUUCUGGAUGCAAAGGGGAACUUUGUGAAGAAAGACGCCUUCAUACCCUUCUCUACAGGCCGCAGGAGCUGCCCCGGAGAAAGCCUGGCCAGGAUGGAGCUCUUCCUCUUCUUCGUAGGGCUCCUCCAGAGGUAUACCUUCCACCUCCCUCCUGGAAUGACCAGGUCGGACCUUGACCUCACCGCCGAGGUUGGCUUCACUCUGCGGCCCAAGGCUUUCUCGACCUGUGCCGUGCCCUGCGAAUAGAAUGGCAGAUCUAGGUGCCUUUCUGUUGGCUUGUUUGCACCAGCAGAUUUUCUGGAAUCGUUAUCUGGAAGCGUGGAGCCCCUUUCUGACUUCAGCAUGGAAUACCAGAGGUGCCUCAGCAACACGUCCCAUUGGGCAUGGGGCUUUCUCCCGCUUACAUUUUUUCCCCUGGGAUUUGCAAAGACGAAGGCUAUUGUCAUUCAGCGUUUAAAGGACAUUGAGUACCAAUGCCUAGUUGACCUUGGAAAUAAAUGUUGUUCCCCUUUA
Hemicordylus capensis (graceful crag lizard) is the source of this 2028-nucleotide messenger RNA. Its product is annotated as cytochrome P450 2W1-like. Gene Ontology annotation, biological process: xenobiotic metabolic process. The coding region runs from base 16 to 1761 and encodes 581 amino acids. Gene Ontology annotation, cellular component: cytoplasm; intracellular membrane-bounded organelle. The record is from RefSeq and is a predicted model, not a curated record. The transcript is spliced from 12 exons. NCBI's taxonomy places the organism in Eukaryota, Metazoa, Chordata, Lepidosauria, Squamata, Cordylidae. Gene Ontology annotation, molecular function: iron ion binding; heme binding; oxidoreductase activity, acting on paired donors, with incorporation or reduction of molecular oxygen, reduced flavin or flavoprotein as one donor, and incorporation of one atom of oxygen.